Chrysoperla carnea is the source of this 424-nucleotide messenger RNA. RefSeq names its product peptidyl-tRNA hydrolase 2, mitochondrial. The coding region runs from base 1 to 387 and encodes 128 amino acids. The transcript has a single exon. The record is from RefSeq and is a predicted model, not a curated record. Gene Ontology annotation, cellular component: cytosol; mitochondrion. Lineage: Eukaryota; Metazoa; Arthropoda; Insecta; Neuroptera; Chrysopidae. Gene Ontology annotation, molecular function: peptidyl-tRNA hydrolase activity.
AUGAUAAAAUUAAUUGCGAAAACAUUCGGAAUAAACAAGUACAAAAUGGUUUUAAUUGUACGAACAGAUUUACGUAUGAAUGCAGGAAAAAUAGGAUCACAAUGUGCUCAUGCAGCUGUCGAUUUAUAUCGGCAAGCUUUGAAUAAUCAAACUAUAGGAUUAAAACAAUGGUCAUUUUUAGGACAACCAAAAAUAGUUUUAAAAGUUAAUUCAGAGAAUGAUUUACUUGAGAUACAUAAAGCAGCUCAAGUGAAAAAUAUGAAUACAUGUUUGGUGUACGAUGCUGGUAAAACUGUUGUGGAUGAAGGAACAUUAACUGUUAUGGGAAUUGGUCCACAUGAAGAAAGUGAGAUUGAUAGUCUAACGAAACAUUUAAAGUUAUUAUGAUUUUAAGUUAUUAGGAAUAUACUUGUGUUGCUUUUGA